AUGAUAACAUCGUUACGGCAAAAUGAAAUAGACAUCGCAAUUGGCUUGACCGAAGGCUGGGUUGCCGGUCUAGUAGGCAAACCACAGCUAGAAAAGGGUGAGAAGGACGGUGGAUAUAAAAUUGCUGGUCAAUGGGUUGAAACUCCCUUGAGGUGGGCAAUUGUGACUGGCCACGAACGGGGUGACAUUCAUAGUGUCAGCGACCUAAAGGGAGGACGGGUUGGAGUAUCUCGCUUGGGGAGUGGCUCUCAUAUUAUGUCCUUUGUUCUCGCCCAGCAGCAGAACUGGCCGUCCUCAUCACCCCUUACUCCAGCCAUCCUAGGGCCGUUCCCUUCCCUACGAGACGGAGUAACAGGCUACAACCCUCAAGAACCAGAGGCUCAACCGAACCCAUCAGCAGAUUUCUUCAUGUGGGAGCAAUUCACUACAAAGCCGUUCUUUGAGCCAACUCCGGCUUUUCCAACACCGCCCCUUAAAAAGAUUGGAGAGAUAUUUACCCCAUGGCCUUCAUGGCAGAUUGCAGCUUCAACCUCUACGUUCCCUUCACCGGAGUCAGAUGCCCGACUCACACAGCUAUUCGCCCUCCUAGAUUCUGGUAUUGCUGCUUUCCAAGCGGAGACAGAUAAAGUUAUUCAGCAGCUAGGAACCGGCGAGUUUGGCUGCACUUAUUCAGAGUCCGACGCAAGGGAAUGGCUCAGGGAUGUCCGUUUUGUAAAAGGAAGCACAAGAGGAGUUGAUAAAAAUACGAUUGAGAAUGUAGUCAAUGUGUUGAAGACUGCGGGUGUGGUUCCCCAAGACAUCAGCAACGAUGAAGCAGUGGAAAGAGUCGUCGGCAUUCCAGCUAGCCAGUAA
Arthroderma uncinatum is the source of this 852-nucleotide messenger RNA. RefSeq lists its product as uncharacterized. Bases 1 to 852 code for a protein of 283 amino acids. The transcript is spliced from 2 exons. Lineage: Eukaryota; Fungi; Ascomycota; Eurotiomycetes; Onygenales; Arthrodermataceae. The record is from RefSeq and is a predicted model, not a curated record.